Molecule: messenger RNA, 1629 nt
Organism: Aspergillus puulaauensis
Lineage: Eukaryota; Fungi; Ascomycota; Eurotiomycetes; Eurotiales; Aspergillaceae
Product: histidine phosphatase family protein
Exons: 1
Coding region: 1-1629 (542 amino acids)
Molecular function (GO): acid phosphatase activity
Source: RefSeq, a predicted model, not a curated record
AUGGCCCCGGCAACUCUGGCUGCUUCUGCAAUCGCACUGCUCUCCCUUGCGGGAAGCAGUGCCGCCAUACCCGGCUCCUCCAGCACUUCUGCGGUUCCAAGUUCAAGCUCAACACCCGCCGCUCCAACAGGAACCUCCUAUCCGUCUGGCUUUGACAUUACAAAGAGCUGGGGAAAUCUCAGUCCGUAUGCAGAUGCACCAGACUUCAGCAUACCAAGUGGCUCCCCCGAAAGGUGCGAGCUGUCCCAGGUGCACAUCCUGCACCGGCAUGCGCAACGAUAUGCGACGGAUUAUCCACUGGACGGGGGAUCAAUGGAACUGUUUGUAUCUGCGCUGAAGAAUGCCUCGAAGAAACACCCGCAUACCAAAAUUGGUACCGGCCCGCUUGCCUUCUUAAACAACUGGGAUUACUUGUUGGGCUUGGAGGACCUGCUCCCCAGCGGCGCUGCGACUGAGGCAGCCUCUGGUGCAAGGUUCUGGAGCCAGUAUGGGCGGCUGCUGUAUGGGGCCUCUGCAGGCCAGGCGAACUGGGAUGCGGAGUUGAAUGUGUUCCCGGAUGGUACGCCUCGCCCGAAGCCCAAGUUUCGCACUACCGAUUACCCUCGCAUCCUGGAGAGUGCUCGCUGGUGGUCAAGUGGGUUCUUCGCCAACACUGGAGGUAACGGCUCUUAUGCGCAGUAUGACCUCGUCCUCACUCCCGAGAAGAGCGGCUUCAACAAUACCCUUUCGCCAACAAGUACGUGUGAAAAGGGCCUAGACGAGGGUGAAGACAGAGCCGCCGAAUUCCUCCCGGCAAUGGUCAAGAAUGCCGCUGAACGCUUCGCUGCCUACCUACCUGGUGAUUUCUUCUCGAGGGACAAACAAACCGCUGGGUUAGAAGUGCUAGGCAUGUUCAAUAUGUGUCCAUACGAGUACGCCACGCUAGGCAGCUCAUCCUUCUGUACUCUGUUCACGGAACAAGAGUGGCGCGACUUUGAGUACUUCCUGGACCUCCAAUUCUACGACAUGUACGGCCUUGGUUCUCCCAGCGGCCGUGCGCAGGGCAUUGGCUAUGUGCAGGAGCUGGCGGCGCGGUUACAGAACAAAUUGAUCGACACCAGCGAGAGCAGCAUCAACUCCACAUACGAUGGUAACAAAGAUACCUUCCCACUCAACCAGCCUCUCUUCAUGGACAUGUCGCACGACGACGUCAUCGUCUCCGUUCUUGCAGCGCUAGGUCUGGACUACUUCAAGUAUAGCCCACAGGGCAUGCCUUCUACCGUCUCGCAUGCACCUGAGCGCCACUUCAAACUGAACGAAUUAACUCCCUUUGGAGCCCGCCUGGUUUCCGAGAUCUGGACUUGUCCUAAGGACACAUCGUUCCAUGAUCUCCAGGCGCAGAUGUACAAGAACCCGGAUCUUACUUCCCAGUCUGAUACGCAGCAGUACAUCCGGUUUGUGCUUAACAAUGCGCCCCUUCCACUGGAUGGUCUCUCGGCUUGCAAUGGCUCCGUUAAUGGUUUCUGUCCUUUGAAGAGCUUCCUUGGGGAGGUUCCUGAGCUUACCAAACAGGCGGCGUACCAGGAGGCCUGUUUCGGCAAUUAUAAUGCCAGUAUCCCUGUUGGGGAUGGGAAGCCACCAUCGGCAUAG